GUUUUAGGAAGCUCUGUUCUCGGUUACAUCCGCGCCAUAAGCCACGUUCUUUUCCCAGACCCAAUUCGUUUCUGAAGAUGGAGGGUCGUACGGUUCUGCUGCUUGUGGCAAGCUUCUGCGUCGUCUUUCUAGGCGUUGCGCUUGGACAACCUGCCACAUCGUGCGAAUCGGACACCGAGUGUGCUGGAGGACAGAGAUGUGUCCUCCAUGGCAACUAUUCCCGCAGAGCCAACUGUGAGGUGUACCGGACAUGUAUCACUGUGACUAGUGAUGGAUGCACGUGCAAUUCUGGCUACGCUUGCUAUCUGAAAGACUGUCAAGAAGCUCCUUUCGAAUGCCUGCUUCUCGAGGACUUGAAUACGAGGUGCGGAGGAUCUGAGGGGCCAAGGUGCGCAACCAACGAGAUCUGCGGCUAUAGACGCACCGGCGUUGUCUGCAUCAAGUGUCCUUGCUACGGCACAGACGAAGCAGUCUGUGUGCCCAGGGACCCACAGAAGGUGUGUCACCCCAAAGCCAUGGUCCAGGUUGAAAGCAGGGGGUCAACUGGCUAUGUGUGCAAGCAGUGCGCAUCCCACGCCUCGGUCCUGACGGCCCGAUCUCGCCAGCCAACUGACUAGUUGUAACUAGUAAGGCACAAAGCGCUUAAGUGCCUGAGAGACGUCGAAUGACUGCUAAAAUCCAGAUGCAGCAUGGAUCAAUAAAUAUAUGAAUGAAAGUGCUAACCAAUAAAAUAUGGCACGAACAAAUUCUUUUUAUGGUCCACGUUGUUGCGUGAUUCACGUUAA
Molecule: messenger RNA, 785 nt
Organism: Ixodes scapularis (black-legged tick)
Lineage: Eukaryota; Metazoa; Arthropoda; Arachnida; Ixodida; Ixodidae
Exons: 8
Coding region: 78-617 (179 amino acids)
Source: RefSeq, a predicted model, not a curated record